Acanthocheilonema viteae is the source of this 4233-nucleotide messenger RNA. Lineage: Eukaryota; Metazoa; Nematoda; Chromadorea; Rhabditida; Onchocercidae. The record is from the annotation of a GenBank genome assembly.
AUGCGUGUACCGGGUCAUUGUACGGUUGCUUCUGAUGUCAACGGUAAUUCGAAAAAUUGGCGACGACAACAGUUUGAUUGUGAUGGCAACAAAUUGCUACCACAACAACAACGUCGUUGCAUUCCACUCCAACAUUUUCAUGAUGGAAUUGUGGAUUGUCCGGAUGGAAGUGAUGAGUUUUGCUUUCCCGGUUACGUAAAAUGCGGCUCAUACUGCGUAUCACUACAAUAUGCAGCUCAGUGCUUUAUUAAUCCUCGAUGUGAUAAUUCACCAACAUCACCGCAAUUUUGCGAUGUUACCAAGAAAAAAUUAUGUUCAAUUGAGGGAACAGUACCUUGCAAAGGUUAUGGUGAAUGUGUAAUGAGAAAAUGGAUCGAAAAAGGUCAAACUAAUUGCAUCGAUAAAUCCGAUCAAGAUCCUACUUACAUUGCUGUAUUCGGUAUCAAGCGUGGUACCAAUCUAUAUCCAGGUUUGCAAUUUGGUAGCAAUAUAAGUGAUAUUUUUCAUGGUACGAUUAGCACUCAAACAUUUAUCUCAUCAUGGUUGCAAUCAGUUUCUCCUUCACCGUUACAUCCCAAUUGGAGAAAUGAUACCGAUGAUGAUAUGACAAAAGAUUGGAAUAAUGCAACCAUUCAAUCGACAACAAAACAAUUCGUAUUUCAAAUACCAAAUAAUAGAAUGAUUGGUAAUAAAUCAGAUGCAACUACCACUACAUAUCAGCUUCAUUUCACGACUGUAAAAUCGAGUAUCGACAAUAAUUUUACUGCCAGUCAUGUUAUUGAAAUGCUGCAAUCACCGUUCAUUCAUCGUACCGGUGAAAAUCCAACAGAGCAACAAAUUUUGGAAAAAUUGAAAAAUUCAAUAAAUGCAUCAACAAAUCCAACUGAAAUGGCUAAAUCUCCUGAUGCUAUUCGAAUUGAUAACAAAAGUAACAGAUCGGAAUAUAGCGGCACUUUAAAGCAAGAUAAUAUCAUUCCAUCAAAUGGCAUUUCAUUAUCGGCUAAUAAACAGCAUCAGAAUCAGAAUGGAACUUUUAAUCCUUCUCCAAAUAACACAUCAAAUGAUACCAAAAAUACAGUAAUAAAAAUACAAAAAGAAUCACAACAAAUACCGCAAUCAACUACAUCAAAUCAACAGUCGGAAGAAAAUAGUUUAGCUAAUAUUACCGAUAAUACAACAUCUGGCCUAUCACCUGAUCAAGCUGCAUGCCUUCAUUAUGAGUAUGCAGAAGCGCAACGUUUGGUACCGAAACCUUGGUGCACUUGUCCACCAGGACAAAUGCCUAGCGGUGAGCAUGCCGCAUGUAAAACAACCAUCAUAUCAACAUUUGGCAUUGAUGUACAUCGUAUGUGUGGUGGCAUUGAGACGAAUCCGGAAGAACGAUCUCGACUUGCUAUUUUGGUGUUAAAUCGAACCCAGUUACCAUAUCAGGCUUGUGUUCGACGUGAUGGUCAUCCCGUUAUGGUACAGCUUGAUUGCUCCCACUGUACUACUAUGGAAUUUGAUGAAGCAUUCAAACGAAAUUCAAAUGAUCAAUACAUACCUCUACAUAUAAUGGAGCUUUCGCUUGGUGCUUGCUUGACAUCAGCGCUAAAUGAUUGUGAUCCAGAACAUGCCGAUUGCUUGGUUAAUGGUCCACGAUAUGAAUGUCAAUGUCAUGAAGGUUGGAAUGAUACUUCAAAAGAUAUAGGCAAAGCAGAAGGAAGACGAUGUGAACAACUGAUCUUACUUGCUGAUGGAUGCAUCCUAUUUCUUGGUUACUGCUUGUUUUGGUGGUUUCUUUUACUUGGUAUCAUUCUCUUUUUGAUAUUAUCAUUGCUAUGUUUGCUAAGCUAUAAAUUAUAUAAAUGGUGUCAGAAGCGAAGACGACGAAAUGUUGUAGUCGAUGAACAGGGCGGCCAUUUGGUUACAACGGAAAUUGGUUCCGUUAAAAAUACCACUUCUAAAUUGGCUACAACCGAAUCAAUCAAUAUGAAUAAUAAUCCCAAUUCCAUUAGCUCAAAUAGUUUUGCAAAUGAUGAAAAAGCAAUAUCAAUUAUUGACAGCAAAUAUCUUCCAACCUCCAAUCCAACUAGCAAUCAAAAUAUUUCUAAGACAGCGAAGAAAGUUCUUAUCAAUCAAGAAAGUAUACAAACGUUAGAUUCAUGGCAGAAAAAUGAUGAAAUUAAAAGAGAUAAAAAACAAAAACCACCGAAAAAGCAAUCACAAGUAUCCGAACAAACCUUUGAUGAAAUGAAAUCUGAAAGAAAGGAAACAGUUGUUAGCGAAAUCAUUGACGCUGAUUCACUUAUAUCCUCAAAUAAGAAACUGAAGAAAACUAAAUCAGAAUCACAUGCAGGAUCAAGCGAAAUAUCAUUGGAAUCUCAGAAGAGUACAAAUAUGAUGCUACCUGUUGUAACACAGAAAGACAUCGAAGAAGUAUUGCCAACUGAUGGGAAUGUAAUAAAAAAUUUUGAGAAUGUCGAACCCACAAAUUCGAAAGUGAUGAACGUCAGUCAGUCAUUAUCGGAAACAUCACUACGUACAAUGUGGGAAUUAUUUAAGCAGGGCACGUGGAAACAAUCGUCCAGGCCUAGUUCUAUCAAAUCUUCAACGUCAUCCCUGGAUCGUCUUAUCGACGUAUUCUUAUUCCGAAAGAGAAGUAAGAAAAUUCAUCCUGAUGCUAUCACAGCAUCCAACAGCAUCGAGUAUUCAUUGGAUACUGUUAAGAUAGUUGAUCAUAGAAUCGAUACUGCUUCUCAGUUAUCGAAUACUAUUUCACCGAUAGUUAUCACAUGCUGCAGUACCACUGCAACUACAGCAACAACAACAACUACUACUAGUGAUAUUUCUACAUUGCCACAAUCACAACAUGCUAUUGGUCCAGCUAAUGAUAUGGUGCAGCGAUCCACUGCUGCUAAUGUACCAAUGCAAACGCAUGUACUGGAGCAAAAAAUUAUAACUGAAACAAGAACAUUAACCACCAAGAGUACCAUAUCACUGCAAUCGGGAGAGCUACCGCAAUCAUUAAAGGUUGCAGCAGCACAAUCGCAUAUUCCUAUCAAUUCUACUGUCAUUUUUGACCAAUCAAAAUCUGACCAGCAAUCAGCAUCCGAUGCGAUAUUAACUGCCGCAAAUGAAAUAUCUCAACAAAGUGAUUCAAUUGAUGAUACAACUGCCGUUGAGGUGCAACAUUCUACAGCGGAGGAAAAUACAGCUAUUGAUCAAGAACGAUCAAGAAUUGUAGAAACUGAAAAUGAAGCAGAAGAUCAAAUGUAUACUAAACCAUCUACCACAACAAUUGUCACUAGUUCAGAUACACAGCUAGAACGAUGGACCAGUAUAAUAGCAGAGCCUAAAUUUAGUGCAUCUCGUAAAACGCAAUCUGAACAUGGAAGACGACUGAAUGAUAAUGCGAAACAAAAAACGCUACCAACAGCCGAUGAAUUAAAGGAUGCAUUAAAAGAGGUAGCUUCAACGAAACCACCAACAAAACGACUUACUGAGAAGCAAAAAAAGAAACUAAGUGCAUCAUGUGGACAUUUGUAUAUUCAAGAUGAUAAUAAAAUGGAUAGGAAAGGAUAUUGUUCCAUCUAUCAAUCAUUGGCUACUGCUAGACAAGAACCUCGACGAAAACUUUCCAGUAUAUCAGAAAAAAGUACCGAAAUGAUGAAUGGUGUAAACCAAUUGAUAUCAACGCCAAGUAGUAUCAGUUGUCCAACAACUACUCGUAGAAGCAAAGGAUUUAUAUCGACGCUUCAAAGAAAUUUCAAUCCAAUGAACGAUGGUAGCAGUAAACUGGAACGUAACCGAGCUAGUACAAAAGUGAAGCUCAGAAAGGAUAGCGAAACAAGCAGCUGGCGUCAACGUCCGAUCUCUAUUGUUGACUCACGGCCAUCGUGGAAUUUUUCACCGUUAAAAGAUGGUGAUCUGGAUCGUAUUGCACCAUUACAACCUAAUUCCUCACAUGGUCACCAACGGCGAAAAUGGCUUUCACCACUACCUUUUGACGAUGAACGUGCUGCAGACUUACGAUCAAGCAAAAGGAAUAGUAGUAGACGAGGACAAAGUGACUGGACACUGCAUAACGCUACACGUGCACCUGUAACAUCUACAUCACAUUCAGCACGUUUACAUACUCGUUUACCAUUUGCCAAAAUGUUGCGCGAUAGCAGUAGCGUAAAAUGGACGCCAUAUGAUACCGAGGAUCACAGUAAACUGAUAAAAGAACAGUUGUGGUGGGGUGUAUAUUAA